GCCAGGCCGGCCGGUUUGAUACGUGUGAAUUGGUAGCCAUAAAUGGACUCGAUGUUGCAGGUUCACUACACCAUCUGGACGUCCAAUUUUAGGCGUGCAUGCUAAUUGGAUAUUCUUCAUUUAAGUUCUUAUUUUCUCUUUCUUGUUUUAACUGUUGCUAGAAUUAAAUCAACCUUACUAUAAACUCAUUUGCAGCACUUCACUUUCCUCUUGAAUGGCCCAAAUUGGUGCGAUUUGAAUGACAUAAAAAAUUGCACGGCAUUUUAAUUUCUUCAAAAUAUUCCGCCAGCCCCGAUCGAGUGCAAUGGAUCCCGGUCACUAAAUCAGUAAUAAAUCUUUUUGCUACUGAAAGAUUUUCAAAUUGGCAACAUCCAUUGCGGAGUUCAUACUAAAUUCUUUGGAUCCUCUCGUCACAUUAGUUCUUUACAAUUAAAGAUGUUUUUUCUCCUAUAAAUAGCAUCUGGUUUGGCUGCUCUGAUCAACUGAUAGCAAGAGAGCGGAGAUGGCAAAAAUUGCUAUUGCCAUCGUUUGCAUUGCAGCUACUGCCUUGCUCAUGGCCUUCGGAGCCAUGGCCCAAGGCAGUGGAUGGGAAACCGGAACUGCCACUUUCUAUGGAGACAUGAGUGGAGGAGAGACCAUGAAAGGAGCGUGCGGAUAUGGCGAUCUCAUCAAGCAAGGGUACGGCCUCGAGACGGCAGCUCUAAGCACAGCCCUCUUCAACAAUGGUCUCACGUGUGGAGCGUGCUAUGAAAUCCAGUGCUACAACGACCCACAGUGGUGUGUCCCGGGAAGCAUUACCAUCACUGCCACCAACUUCUGCCCCCCGGAUCCCUCGAAGCCCAGUGACAACGGUGGCUGGUGCAACGCACCCCGCAAGCACUUCGAUCUCUCCAUGCCGAUGUUCGUCAAGCUGGUGAAGGACUACCAUGCAGGGAUCAUCCCGGUGCAGUACCGGAGGGUGCCGUGCGUCAAGAAAGGAGGGAUGAGGUUUGAGAUGAAGGGCAACCCCAAUGCGAUCCUUGUGUUAGUCUACAACGUCGCGGGUGCUGGAGACGUGACCGCGGUGUCGGUCAAGGGCUCGAACACGGGCUGGAUACCGAUGACGAGGAAUUGGGGCGAGAACUGGCAGACUGAUCAGAAGUUGGUAGGUCAGAGUUUGUCGUUCCAAGUGACUGCAAGUGAUGGGAGGAAGGUGGAGUCUGAUAAUGUUGUUCCUGCGAAUUGGAAUUUUGGGCAAAACUUUGAAGGGAAUCAGUUCUAAUGGGGAUGGUGAUGGGGACAUCGGAGCUGAUUAUGUCCCCGCUUAGUCCACCAUUUUAUUUUUCAUAUUUGUUUUAUGUUAUUUCUGGGCUUGUUUGCAUUUUAGGGCUUAUUUGUGUUAUUCGUGAGCUUAUUAGGAUUUAUUUUUGUAUAAGGGGAUUUAUGCAAAUUGUGUAUUUGGGCCCUAUAUAUAAGGAACUAUUUUCAUGAUUAGGGUUUUAAUGAAGUGAAUUGAAAUUUCU
Phoenix dactylifera (date palm) is the source of this 1502-nucleotide messenger RNA. RefSeq names its product expansin-A23-like. Gene Ontology annotation, cellular component: extracellular region. Gene Ontology annotation, biological process: plant-type cell wall organization. NCBI's taxonomy places the organism in Eukaryota, Viridiplantae, Streptophyta, Magnoliopsida, Arecales, Arecaceae. The record is from RefSeq and is a predicted model, not a curated record.